GUUUCAGACUCCCUCACCUCCACUUCCAAUCCUUCGAACGGCUGGACCUUCGACAGUUUCUACUUGCUUUCAGAGAGGACUUGAAGACACAGAUCAUGGAGGUCAACAGUCAGCAGUCCGGGGAUGCAGGACUAGUGUUUGAUGCUCUUGAUAUCGAUUUGGUAGUGAAAGUGUUGUCGCACACAGCGUUCAGUCCAUUCUUUGUCUUCUUUAUACCCAUAUUUUACAUCUUCCAAGGAGGUAGGAUCCAGGAUCCUCAAGUUAUAGGACCCUUCAUCUAUUGGGUCUUACUUUCCCUCUUCUGGCUUGUGAAAUGGUAUUCUUUAUUGUAUCGGAAUCAGGGCAAACUGUUGUUUGCGCCAGUCCCUCUGGAUUGGGGUGAACAGAUCGUGGUCAUCACUGGCGGUGCAUCUGGUAUUGGGGAACUCAUUGCCAAUACGCUGGCUGUACGAAAUGUUACUGUGGUCGUACUGGACGUCAACCCUAUCGUCACCGAAAACUACAACAUUGUCUACUACAAGUGUGACGUGUCAAAAUGGGAGGAAGUGGAGGCGGUCCAGAAGAGGAUUGUUGAAGAGCUUGGUCAUCCUACCAUAAUCAUCAACAAUGCUGGCGUAGUUCAAGGCAAACUUUUGUUGGACCUGACUCCCGAAGAUGUCAAACGAACUUUCGACGUUAAUACUUUAGCCCAUUUCUGGGUUCUAAAGGCUUUCCUGCCGGAAAUGAUCAAGCAACGCGCUGGUCAUGUCAUCACAGUUGCUUCGGUGACUGGAUUAAUCGGUAUCGCCCAGAUGACCGACUACAAUGCUUCAAAGGCUGCAGUCAUCUCCCUCCACGAAUCCCUUCGUUAUGAGCUUGACAAGCGGUACAACGCUCCUCAAGUUCGAACGACGCUGGUUCUGCCUGGCCACGUCUUAACACCGCUUUUUUCCAGCGUCCGCUUGCCUACAAAUUGGUUGUACAGGUUUUUCGUACCGUCUAUUCCUCCUAUCACAGUCGCCAAGGCCGUGAUUGCUGCUCUCGAUGAUCAACAUUCCCAAACCAUUUGCCUACCUUUCUACGUCCAUUUCACACCAUAUAUGAAACUCUUCCCAAGUUUUGUGAGGGAUUUCGCACAAUGGCUCUCAGGUGCCGAUUACGCCAUGAAGGGCUUCGGACAAACAGAGAAUACAGAUAAACGAGAUUGAUGCAUGCCGAGAUAACAUCAGUCGUGGCAGCGCGACGUCACUGGAGGAAGCGAGACCUUCCCGCUACUGACGUAUCUACCUGCACCGAUCCUUGUUUUCUCUACUGUGUCAAUUGGAAAUCCAGGCCGAGGAUCACUGUCGAUAUAGUCGCUUGAUAUAAUCGCAUGUCAAUUCGUAUGCAUAACCUGGAACAACAGCCACCCUGUCAAGCCACAAUCUAUAUUGUAGCUGUCAUAGCCUUGGACACUCC
Messenger RNA from Heterobasidion irregulare TC 32-1, 1437 nucleotides. RefSeq lists its product as uncharacterized. The record is from RefSeq and is a predicted model, not a curated record. Gene Ontology annotation, molecular function: oxidoreductase activity, acting on the CH-OH group of donors, NAD or NADP as acceptor. The transcript has 11 exons. Bases 96 to 1187 code for a protein of 363 amino acids. NCBI's taxonomy places the organism in Eukaryota, Fungi, Basidiomycota, Agaricomycetes, Russulales, Bondarzewiaceae.